Hypanus sabinus (Atlantic stingray) is the source of this 1004-nucleotide messenger RNA. Its product is annotated as oncoprotein-induced transcript 3 protein-like. NCBI's taxonomy places the organism in Eukaryota, Metazoa, Chordata, Chondrichthyes, Myliobatiformes, Dasyatidae. The annotation marks the transcript as partial. The transcript has 6 exons. The record is from RefSeq and is a predicted model, not a curated record.
CUCAUUAUGCAAGAAGACAACACACUAGGAGGAGAAGAUGUCACCGGCCCCUCAAGCCCGGGCCACCACUCAUGGGUUGAUAUGUCCCAGUGCCACACCAGUGCACAAGAACAGAGAAGCCUAUUAAAAGUGGUGGAUAUAGCCCAGUGCCCAGGAAAAGCUCUCCCCACCAUUGAGCACAUUGACAAGGAGCGGAGCGUUGACACAAGAAAGCAGCAUCCAUCAUCAGUGACCCCCAUCAUCCAGACCGUGCUCUCUUCUCACUGCUUCCAUUGGGCAGGAGAAGAGGCCAGGCUGACUCGAGGGAUUUGGAGUGAGGUCGAGGCAGUUUUGGGGCAUGCAGAGUGGAGAAAAGUUGGAUCAGCAGGCCCAGCAUAAAUACAUCCCAGAGAAGAAGUGUUCUAACUGGAGGCUGAGGCUGACAAGGGAAGUCGAAGAUAGCAUAAAAGCAAAAGAGAGGGCAUGGAUCGCAAAAUCAGUGUGAGGCUGAAAGAUUGGGAAGCCGACGAAAACCAACAGAAGGCAACUUCAAAAGCAAUCAGGAGAGAAAUGUGAAAUAUGAAGAAUGUCACCGGCUGAACUGAGGGUUGUGCUGCUGAUCCUGGGUUUUCUGGUCACAGACUCCGCACUCGGUGAUCCGUGUGAUACCCACACCGUCCUGGAUCAGCCCUGGAGGAGCACGGAUUGUAACUGCACAAAGUGUACCGGUGGAGAAUGGAAGGGAGAUAAAAAUCUUGCAGUGGGAUGGUACAGAUUUAACAGUUCCGGAGGAUCGAAGAUUCCCGAGAUGGUCGUUCCACAGGGUUGCUGCUGCGGGAAGAAAUCAGGCUGGUUAAACGGUCCCCAUCCCAACGUGGGAGAGGGGGAGGUGACCAGGACCGUCUGCUUCAGCAAGGAUGAAAACCCCUGUGAGAAGAACCAGGAGAUCAGGGUGAAAAACUGCUCUGGUUACUUUGUGUAUCGGCUGUGGCCGACAACCGGGAAUGAUUCUGUGUACUGUACAG